Messenger RNA from Dromiciops gliroides (monito del monte), 2522 nucleotides. RefSeq lists its product as uncharacterized. The record is from RefSeq and is a predicted model, not a curated record. The transcript is spliced from 5 exons. Bases 149 to 1135 code for a protein of 328 amino acids. NCBI's taxonomy places the organism in Eukaryota, Metazoa, Chordata, Mammalia, Microbiotheria, Microbiotheriidae.
UUCUGAACUAGCUCAACCAGCUACCGCCCCAACUCCCUGACUUCCAGGCUCCGUGGUCUCCCCUCCCACCCCAGGCCUUACCCAGAGUGGGAGGGGAGCAUCUGGAGAGGGGGGCAUCCCCCCAAUCAUCCUGCCCCUUGUCAGUUCGAUGGAGUGGCCUAUACCUCAGAUGAUCUGGGUGGGAUUCCUCCUCAGCUUCCUGGGUUCCUGGGCCCAGGCCUUUCUGAUCCAUAACCCUGGGCUGGAUGCAUGUCUGCAGGUGGACCCCCAAGGUGGGGAGCAGAUCUCACUGGUCACUUGCCACCCUGAUGCUGGCCCCCAGCAAUGGGGCUGGGACCCAGUCAGCCGAGCCCUUUUCAGCCUGCAUGUCCCUGGGUGUCUUGCCAUAGGUGAGGCCCGGGAGUUUGCUGUGGCCCAACUGAGCCACUGUGGGAACCACCUCCACCAGACCUGGGGUUGCUCCCGUAAGGGCCAUUUGAGCCUGCAGGGCCUCGGUCUCCACCUCCAUGGACAGCUGAAUGCCCAGGAAAUCUUUGUUCUUCGUCGGAAGGACAAGUUCAGCCGUUGGAAGGCAGUGCCUGGAAUGGCCAAUGUCUGCUCUGAGACCCUUGGGCCAGGGGGUAGGGAAAAGAGUCCUGAGAAGGAGCCGAUCAUGCACAGAGGUGAGAGCUAUGCUGAAACCACUGCUUUUCUGGAGCGUAAUGAGGAGGAGUUGUCUUCAUGGGACUCUGUACAAACAGCAAAUGUCACUCCCUCUAGCUACCUCAGCCACACAGCUUCCCCAACAGGGGUGGAGGGACCCCAGAUGGCAGAAAGAGGGGCAAACUGGAAGACGGUGAUGAUGGUUCUGGGCCCACUGACCGUUGUUCUGGGAGUCACCAUCCUCAUCCUCAAUAUCUGUUAUAACAGGAAAAGGAAAAAGAAGACACUGUCAGCCCUAGAGAACUGCUCCCAGAAUGGUCCAAAGGCCACAUUACUCCCUAAGGGGGAGCUAUCCCUAGGCCAGGGAGGCCCAGGAACUCCCAAUUUACCCAUCUCCCUUUGCCCAUCUCUACAGCAUGGGGAAAUACUCAUCGAAUGGAAGGAUGGCAGCAUCACCCCCCUCUUUGACAGUCCUGGCCAUCUGAAUGAUUAGUCCAACCAACAUCAAGGGCCUGCUUUGUGCCCAGUCCUGUCCUGGACUCUGCAAUGAGGGAGGGAGAGAGAAGGGACGGGCCCUGGUGCUUAUGAGAUCUGUGCCUUCACCUUAGACCUUCGUCCUCCUGGGAGAUUGAGAAAUCAUGGACUACAGAGUUUAUUAGACCUGUGCCCUCCCUCUGGAAAUUACUUUGUAUAUAUAUUUUGUAAUUAAUUUUUUUUAUGUACACAUAAUUUUCUCUGAAAGAAUGUAAGUUCUAUGGGGACAGAGACUCUUUCUUUUGUUAAAAUAUUCUCAUUUUUAUUGAAACCUCUUUGUACUUUAUUUGCAAAUAUAUUACUCCUUGCUUCCCUGCCUAGAAAACUGUUCCUUGUAACUAAGAUCUUAAGAUGGGAGAAAAAAAGCAGUUCAGCUUAACUAGCCAACACAGCUACUAUAUCUAGGAGUAUAUACAAUAUUCUACAUUCCAAUUCCUCUACCUCAGGGAAAGCCUUAUUCCUUUUUUUUCCCCUUUGUGUCCUCAGCUCCUAAAACGAUACCUGUCACAUCAGCUGUUUAGCUUAAUAAAUUCUUGUUGAAAUGGAUUCUAAAUCAGCUGACCUCCUACAAGACUCAUUUGUGACAUACUUCAUGACCAAUCAAUGCAGGACACAUGUACCUCGGCAGUAGAGAGAACACUGAGCUUGGAGUCAGCAAGUCCUGGGUUUAAGUUCCACAUCAGACACUUAUUAGCUAUGACCUCGAUGUGACUGGUUUCUUAUGGACUCUAUAGCUUCUAAGGUCCCUUCUAUAUAUCUUAGGUAUCUGAUUAAAGUACUAAACUAUCCUUUGUUUAUGAAGCUGAUGCCAGGGCCUUAGGAUGGGAGAUGUGUCUGGGAACUCUGUGGCUACUCAGAGUAAAGCUGUGGUUCUAAGGACCUGCUGUUAAAGACUUCAUUUUUCUGAGUCUCACUGUCCUUAUCUAUAAAACAAAACAGCUGGGCUAAGUGAUUGAUAAGUUCUCUUCCACUUCUAAGGUUCUGGGAUAGCUCUCCCUCAGAAAGGUGGAAAUUAUAUUGUGCAAAACAUUUUGGGAGAGAUGGGGAAGGGGGGAGGAGAGAUAGCAUCUUGGGUCUGUCCCGAAUGGCUCCUUAGGUCCCUUCCCUAACCUGGAAGGAAAAUGGGACACUCAACAGUUCCCUCUUUUGGCUCAAAGGAGGGCCCCCAACAUUCAUCUAAAACAAUGCCAUGAUCACUGGACUGGAUUCUUGGAGCACUGUGCCUUCACUCCAGAAGCAUUUUCCUUGCCUAGGACAUCUGAGCAUGGGUUGCUUUCAUUCACUACAAGGAAGGAAGGAAGGUGCCAAGUUUCUCCUACUUUGAAUAAAGACAAAAAACACACCAU